CACUGUGUUUUUACGCAGGCGCAGAUCACACUGUGUGUCCAGUUUCGUUGGUUGACUUUUACCUGGGAGGUAGACUAGUUUCGGUUCGCCGUGUGGGAAUAAUCGACAACAAUCACCGGGUCCGGUUUAGAGGUGAGAAUAGGCUACUUUCCUCCCCCCUCCCCGGCCCCGUGUGACUCCCACUGCGGAGCGUCGGACGGAUUUCUCCGGAAUUUUAGAGUCGGUGCGCAACAGCGAGCAAAGCAGGAGGCAGGUGCACGGGAGAGGACAGGACAGGAGGAGGAGGAGGGCGGCUUGUAUUUCCGUGAGAGAGUCCUGUCGUUCACACCGGGCCGAAUGACUGAAAAUCAACUGGUUGGCGUCUCGGUGGUCGAUCUGUGUUAGUUUCAUUAGUAUGCGGCUGAAGUCCCCCCGCUGCUGCCGACAUCCAGCCUGAGGACUGAUCGGCAGCCCUGAAGUCUCCUCCGUGCCUGUUAGGUGACUCCUCGCCCCAGGGAGGACGAGGAGGAGGCGACGGCAGAAGCAGGAUCCCGGCUUUGUCUACUGUUGCGUGGAACAGUUUCCACAGACACAACACGGACCUCCUCACAUUGUGGAUCAGGAAGAUGAUGGGCUUUCUGCGCCGGACGUUUAGCCGCCGCUCCCGGAGCCGCUUCCAGACGAGAGAGAGGGACGAGCGUGACGGUAAAGGGGGAGGAGGAGCAGGAGGGGUGACAGGGAACCCCCUGCUCCUGGCCCAUCAGCAGCAGGUCGUACACGUGCCCGCCGUCGUCAGCGGGGGAGCGUCGGUUCACAUCCCGGCGGCCGGGACUGAGAGGAACACCAUCACCUGCCGCGUCCUGCUGCUGGACGGCUCGGAUGUCAACGUGGAUUUGCCUAGUAAGUCCAAAGGCCAGGAGCUUUUUGACCAGAUCAUGUAUCACAUAGAUCUGGUCGAGACAGACUACUUUGGAUUGCAGUACAUGGACACAGAACAAGUCUCACACUGGCUGGAUAUGACCAAGCUUAUAAAGAAACAGAUUCGAGACGGGCCUCCAUACAGACUGUUCUUCAGAGUGAAAUUUUAUUCUUCGGAGCCAAAUAACCUGCAUGAGGAAUUUACAAGGUAUCUGUUCGUGUUGCAGCUUCGACAAGAUAUUCUGUCUGGCAAAUUGAAAUGUCCGUAUGAUGUCUCAGUAGAGCUGGCGGCAUAUUGCUUACAAAGUGAGAUGGGAGACUGCGAUCCCUUGGAGCACUCUCCUGUGCUGGUGUCUGAGUUUCGUUUCACUCCGAAACAGAGCGAGGCCAUGGAGGCGGACAUCUUCAGCAGGUGGUUGGACCUCAGGGGAAAGAGUCCGUCUCAAGCAGAGAUUUCUUUUCUCAACAAAUGCAAGUGGCUGGAACUUUACGGAGUAGAUAUGCACUUUGUCAAGGGCAGAGAUGGAGGAGAAUAUGCACUAGGUCUCACUCCGACUGGCAUUUUAGUAUUUGAAGGCCCCAACAAAAUCGGCCUCUUCUUUUGGCCCAAAAUCACUCGGCUGGACUUUAAAAAGAGUCGACUCACGUUGGUCGUGGUGGAGGACGACGAUCAGGGUCGGGAGCAGGAGCACACAUUUAUGUUCCAGCUGGCCUGCUCCAAGACCUGUAAACACCUGUGGAAGUGCGCCGUGGAGAGCCACGCCUUCUUCCGGCUACGCCAACCAACCACGGGCAAGGCCAGCCGCAGCGACUUCACACGACUCGGGUCGCGCUUCAGAUUCAGUGGUAAGACAGAGUAUCAGGCCACUCAUGGAGGCAGACUGAGGAGAGCUAGCACAUUUGAGAGAAGGCCGAGCAAGAGAUACCCCUCCCGCACACAGUCACUGGGCAAAGCUGCCAUUUCCCCAGCCAAGCCAUCACAUAUCAGCUCUCACGCCAGCCCUGAUCCUAGCCUACAUCCAUACCAGCACAACAUUCCUAUUGGCCACGAGCCCUGGCACCCGCCCCACCCAGCUCUCACGCCUCCAGUUUACCUGCAGCCCUCCGGACACACACCAUCACACAGUUUCCCUCUAAGUGGUCCUGCUUCAGACCAUCAGUUCAGCGUCGAAGAGAAUGAGACUUCGUAUUCUGGCAAGAGCCACCACCAUCACCGCCGCCACACACACAGCCAGGACACGCUCUGCCACACACACAACAAGAACAAACGCCGAGCUCCUCACUGCCCUGCAGAUGAGUUGGACAUCUCUCAGUCGCUGCUCAAAGCUCUGGAGUCAGACAGUGAUUCCCCCCCCUGGCCUUCACUGCACGUCAACAUGGACAACAAGGGAGAGGAGAAGCAGCUGUCUGAAAAGUCUCUGCACCCUCCUGCCUCCCCAGCAAUGCUCCCUGAUCAACUUAAGUGUAACAUCCUCAAGGCCCAGAUGGAGGCGGCCUUCAGGAAGGAAGCUCCGACAACGCCUAGAGGGAAGAACUCAACUGAGACCCUCAAUGACAGGUAUCAGAGCUCGUCCCAAGACUCCGCUGCAUCCAGUCUGACUGCAGACAAGACACCACAUCGACAAGACCGCAACCCAACGCCGGAGAGACUGCAGCCCAAAGCCGACACAAGCACCAACCGCAGAAAACGACUGGUCAGACAGUUCAGCUUUAACCAUGAAGAUGAAGAUAAUCUCCCAGAAGCACUUGCAGCCAUCUCCUCUCAGAGUAUAGCAAAGUCAGGAUCUACCAGCUCAUUGGACAAACAGAUACAGCCGUCCAUAUACCCACAGGUGGAUAAUAUGCCAGCACUGGAGCUGGGUAGUCCGUACUUUCCCUCUCCUUCGCCUUCUCCCCAUCUCUCCCCUUCUUACUACCAUAGCUCCAUUCCUCGCCUGGCCCCUUACCUUGCUGCCCAUAACGACAGCGGAGAGGAAAUGAGGCUGGACAGAGAGAAGAUACUAAGAGCCCUCCUGAUGACGGAGCUCUGAGACCUUGACCCUUGACCCCUGUGACAAAGGGAGAACAGAGGACCCAGAGUCGUCGGCUGCAAUCAACAUUUGUAUAUUUGCAUUAAUACGUUCAGCAGUUAUAAAUAUAUAUUUGCAUAAAGGAAAUUGUUAUAUUUGCUUGAUUGUUAUUUUAGGAGGAUGGUUCUUUAUAUUCAAACUGAAACUGUAAAACACACACACACACACACACACACACACACACACACACACACACACACACACACACACACACUAGACACAUUAAGACACAAUGCGACACAAUGCAGCUCCUCCUCUAUACAACACAACAUGCAGCGCGUUGUAGAGGAUGUUAAACCUGAUGUCAACAGCAGGUUUCAGCAUACAUCAUGUUAACUGAUCGAUACAAAUCCUUCAUAAAUGAAAGUGCCGUUACUAUAGCUACAACAUACUUAGCAAUGUUGAGUCCUCUGGAGAAUCGAGAUAUGUCCUGGUCAGAAGACUGCCAUGGCAACCCUGUGAGUCUGAUCACUGUGUUGUCACACACUUUCUCCAUCUUACUGCUACACACACACACACACACACACACACACACACACACACACACACACACACACACACACACACACACACACACACACACAUUACAGACAAGCUACAGAUGUGACUGGUGCUGCCUGCAUGAUAAAUAUGUUACAUGAUGAAAUAUUUAUCUGAUUUGCUUUGGGGUUAUGUUUACCUUUCAUGCCAUCAACUCAUAAACACUGUCCCUCCAUGUUGAUGCCUAAACUGAAUUUCAGACAGCAACUGUUGAAGCGUUGAUAUCUACAUGUCAAUUCACUUUCAAGUCAGUUUUUUCAAAAUGUGAAUAGACAUUGUAAUUAAUAUGCUGGUAACAGAGCAAGCAAUUGUAAAUAUAUGUAUAUAUAUAUAUAUGUGUAUAUAUAUAUAUAUAUAUAUAUAUACAUCCAUUUUUAAGAUGCCAAAACAUUUGCUGCAUUUGAGUUUUAAGAAACUCUCUGCACAGAGUGAAUUUUAAAGUGAAUUGAAUCCUGUUGUAGAAGAUGUUGAGACUGGAUUGUACUGCGAGACUGUGUAGCUGCAGUCUUAGUCUACCCACUAGAAGGAGACAAAUUGAUCCUUUGUUACAGGUUGUCAUGAGGAACAGAUUGUGGAUCACUUUGCUAUUUUUUUACAUUGCAGUUUUCCUCACAGGUCAAAAUGCAAAACAGAUCUCAGAAGGCAUUAUCUAUUGUAGCAUAACCCUGCUUAUAACUUUAUUUCAGCCCUUGUUUUGUCACAACCACAUCUGAUGAUCUGCUGCUGUAUUGUAUGUAUUGAUUGUGUUAUUCCUGCCCAUGGUUGGAUCUUAAUAAAGGCCACAUCAUCAGUUUGACAA
This is a messenger RNA of Perca fluviatilis (European perch), 4305 nucleotides long. RefSeq names its product erythrocyte membrane protein band 4.1 like 4B (gene epb41l4b). The record is from RefSeq and is a predicted model, not a curated record. Lineage: Eukaryota; Metazoa; Chordata; Actinopteri; Perciformes; Percidae. The coding region runs from base 606 to 2927 and encodes 773 amino acids. The transcript has 23 exons. Gene Ontology annotation, cellular component: cytoskeleton. Gene Ontology annotation, molecular function: cytoskeletal protein binding.